Spirometra erinaceieuropaei is the source of this 1293-nucleotide messenger RNA. The record is from the annotation of a GenBank genome assembly. NCBI's taxonomy places the organism in Eukaryota, Metazoa, Platyhelminthes, Cestoda, Diphyllobothriidea, Diphyllobothriidae.
AUGGAGACAGAGAACAACAAUCAGAUCGCCUUUCUAGACGUUCUGGUCCAUCACAAGGUCAACGGGAGCCUGAAAACGACGGUCUACAGAAAGGCCACUAACACGCGCCAGGUCCUGUCCUACCACAGCAAUCAUCCGCUGUGUCACAAACGAAGCUGUGUUCGAUCUCUUUACAAGAGAGUUGACACUCACUGCAGCGAACCGGCCGACAAGAUAGCCGAAUUCCACUAUCUACGGCGGAUGUUCACCUCCAACGGUUACCCCCGCAGCUUUAUUGAACGCAGCAGACUGUCUAGAACAACCAUGAAGUCAACGGCAAAUCAGCCGAAAGUCUGGCGAGCGCUGCCAUACAUUGCGAAUGUUUCCGAGGCAGUUGCUCGUAUUUUGCAACCAUUGGGUAUCGGCAUCGCCCAUAAACCCGAAGCGACAAUAAGACGUCUGGUCAUGAGACCAAAAACGCCCCUGCCACGAGGCGAAACCGCCAAUGUUGUCUAUCGGAUCCCGUGUACCUCCUGCGAAGCCAACUACGUUGGGGAAACUGGGAAGAGAUUACAGACCCGCAUGGACGAGCAUGCAAGAGCGGUGAGAAGAAUGGAUCAGCUCUCGCUGGUGGCCGAACAUUGCGCGGCUUUCGACCAUGCCUUCGCCUUCCAAGACGCCGAAGUCUUGGGCCAAGGGAGCGAUCAAACGGUCAGGGAGACGCUCGAAGCCUGGCACACCACAACUACCUCGAUUAACCGCUGCGUAACUUUGCCGGCCGCCUAUCAAGCCUUACGGGCGAAAUUCAAUAAGCAGGGCCACCGACGAGGCGUCAGGCCAGAGACGGCAGCAGUCGAACCCAAACCCAGCGGGAACACAGACGGGCAUAGACAGGAAUCGGGAACCGACGAAACCAGGGGACAACCGGCGACGAACACAAACCUAGGAAACCGCCUUCUGGGCCCGAGCACAGACAGACGCCAGCCCCUGGGGAGAGCGCCAGACAGUGACAGGACCCCCCAGCCCGACGUCAACACCAGCAUGACAACCACCAUCAACACAGUUACGGACAGGUAUGAACGGGGCAGCGAGGCGGGAACCCACGACAGUGACAGGCACCCCCAGCCCGACGUCGACACUAGCAUGGUAACCACCGUCCACACGGGUACGGACGUGUGCGAACAGGGCAGGAAGGCGAGAUGCGCGGAGGGCAGACAACGGACAAUGCAAACAAGAGCAAUGGCCGCGGUCGCCCUGAUGCCGCUCCCCUUCUCACACCCGACAAAGGAUGAGGAGGAACCGUUGCCGCCAUGA